Papaver somniferum (opium poppy) is the source of this 2300-nucleotide messenger RNA. RefSeq lists its product as uncharacterized. The coding region runs from base 158 to 928 and encodes 256 amino acids. The transcript has 4 exons. Gene Ontology annotation, cellular component: nucleus. NCBI's taxonomy places the organism in Eukaryota, Viridiplantae, Streptophyta, Magnoliopsida, Ranunculales, Papaveraceae. The record is from RefSeq and is a predicted model, not a curated record.
UGAUUUCCACUCUCAACAGAAGAACGGAGUAAUAUUCUAGACUCCAUACAUCGAUGAGAGAUUUGGAGAGAGAAGAAGCGCCAGAGACUCAGAGGAUUCACGAACGCCUUAGAGAAACGAACAAGGAAUUUUCAGGGCUUGCAAGAGUUUACUACUAAUGGAAGGAGGAAAGGAGGGGGGAAUGAAGAGGGAGGUGGAAUCAUUAGGAUGGUUAACAGAAUCAUCAAUAAUGCCCAAAAAACAUAAAGCUAUUGAAGGUGUUGGUGCUUCUUCUAUUCUUGAACUUAAAGCUCAGCUUUACAAAUCACAAGAAGAGAACAGAAAAAGUAAGGAUUUGACUCCAGAUAUUGAAUUUCAUCGUGCUAAGAAGAAAAUCGUUCCUGCUGAUACUUUUUCUAAUAAGAAUUCUGGUGUUGAAGCUCGUGCUCACAAGGACAAGCUGGAACUGAAAGCAGUACAAGAUGGAUCUGUUAGCUAUGCAGCACUAGAAAGGAAAGCUGCAUUAUAUGAUAAGCUUGCAAGGGGUGAGCUCCCCGAUGAGGAAGAAGGAGAGAAGUACUGUGUGGAUUUCUUCAGCAAGAGUCUUGUUCGUGAUGAUCCCCAGCAUUUACAAAUUGCUGAUGUUCCUGACACCAUAGCCCAGGGCAAUGAGGAUGGUGAUGAUACUGAUGCUUUUUUACCGUUUAGCACAAAACCUGUUGGACCUGGGCGGACAGCUGGAUUUCUAGACAAUGAUGAGCGUAAGCGUUUCGUAAGGGAAGUUCAUGAAGAGGCAAAUCAAGCGAGAGAUAAAGCCUCUGAACUGAAGAUGCGUAGACAAGAGCAGGCAAUCUCUCGUAGGGAAAAACUAAAGCAAGCCUACCUUCGUAAACAAGUAGAGAAGUUGCAAGCAAAAAACAAAGAGGAAAGCAAACAAGAUGCUGUAUAAUAUGAUCACAGGUGAUUGUGUGUGUGGACUUUCUGAAGAUUCCAAACAGUCGGUGAAGUUUUAUGGACCUGUUGUAGUGGGUUUCGGAAAGAAUAUUAGAAAUUCUCAUAUUGGAAAAAGUCGAUCCAUCUCAUCCACCCUUUACUGCAAAGAAUAGUAUCUCACUUGAGUCUAGUUUUAUGUCCUUUUAGUUCAUUCCAAAUUAGCCAGAAUGUGUAUAGUUCAGGUUAAAGCUGUUUAGAUGCAUUUCAUAUCUUUAAACGGUUGUAUUUGUUGAAUUCAUAAGAGAAAAAAAAGAAGAGUAGAAGCCAAUUCAUGUUUACUGCCCUACUAUAACCAUUAUCAUAUCAAUAGUGUUUCUAGAUCAACGUACAUAUGAACUGCAGUAUUUAAUGAAAUCACGGGCAACAAGCUGCUUCACAAGUUCUUCCGUCUUGAGUUUUUCAUUUUGGGGUGCCCAAAGUAAAAUCCAAAAAGGGUCAAAAUGUCUUUAACGUUAUCUUCUUCAUCAGCGUUAUUAGCGGAGUCAUUGAGUGAGUUUAAGUAAAGAUAUGACCGUUACAAGUAAAGCCCUUUCUUUAUUUGAAUCAACAAUUGUUAAAUAUUCUAUUUUUCUUCUUGAGAUUUAGACGUUAAACUCAAUCAAUUUCAUCUGAAGAAAAUCAACUUCAAAUUUCUUCAUCAAAACCCCUAUUUUUGGAAUCGAAUCCAAUUCCAAAUCAAAAUCCAAAACGGGAGAGAAAUUUGUUUUGUUUUCAAUAGCAAAAUCUCCCUGUAAAUCUCCGUCUACUACCUUCUUCAUUACAGAGACUCGGAGAGAUACAGAGGUUUAAGUUAAACUCAAUCAAUUUCAUCAGCAAAAUCAACUUCAAAUUUCUUCAUCAAAACCCCUAAUUUUGGAGUCGAAUCCAAUUCCAAAUCAAACCUAAAACGGGAGAGAAAUUUGUUUUGUUUUCAACAGCAAAGUCUCUCUGUAAAUCUCCAUCUCCUACCUUCUUCAAUACAGAGACUCAGAGAGACACAGAGGUUUAAUUUAAACUCAAUCGGUUUCUUUAUCAGAAAAAUCAACUUCAAAUUUCUUCAUCAAAACCCCUAAUUUUUGAUAGACAGCUCAAGUCUUUGUAUUCGUUACCCGCACCUGCUCCAUGAGCCUUAAAUAACAAGUCUGUCCAAUGUUAAAUGCGCAGUCAUGCUCCGCAUUUCUGAGGUUGUGUGCUUUUUAGAGUUCAUAUUGGGGAUUCUUGUUCAUUUUCGGCUAAUCUGGUCGAAUGCGGAACACUUUGUUCAUUUCAUUUUUGUUUCUGCAAAUCAUUUAUAGUUCAUAUAAUUUGAAGAUGGGUAAAAUCAAAGAAAGAAAGCCAUUCUGGUGAUU